UACUGUCCAUUAGGGUUCUCUUUAUUUAGGAGUGUGGGUCACCAAUGGCAUGUGAAUUGUCUCUUUCCUAGCCUUAGCUGGUGAUAUGUGAAAAAUAGAUACAUGUCAGGAUUUGUAUUUUAUAUAGCAUCAGAGGCUGUUUUGAAAAGAAGUGUCAGACAAAUGUGUUGCUUGUUCUACUGGCGGGUCGUUAGCCCAAGAGCAUUUGAGCCCGCAUUGCAUGAAGCACAUAAGAAAAAGUUGUGAGGUGACAAAACAAACUGUGGUUCGGUCUCAAGGUUCAUAAAAAUAUCCUUCAUCAAUGGCUUUUUUUGUGAAAAAGAAGAAAUUCAAGUUUCAGACACAUUUGACAUUGGAGGAGCUGACCGCUGUGCCUUUUGUCAACGGAGUAUUGUUCUGCAAGCUUAGAUUGUUAGACGGUGGAGACUUUGUUGCAACUUCAUCAAGAGUGGAGGUUCAGGAAAACUGUGUUCGAUGGAAGAAGAGGUUCACCUUUGUGUGUAAAAUGAGUGCCAACCCCACGACUGGAGUGCUGGAUCCCUCUAUCUGUCGGGUCUCUGUGCGGAAGGAACUCAAAGGAGGAAAAACAUAUUCAAAGCUGGGUUUUACCGACCUAAACAUGGCGGAGUUUGCUGGCUCGGGUUCUGCGGUCCGCUGUUGUCUGCUGGAGGGAUACGACACCAAGAAUACCAGACAGGACAACUCCAUACUGAAGGUGACUAUCGGGAUGACCCUCCUCUCUGGAGAUCCGUGCUUUAAAACCGCCCCCAGCACAGCCAAGUCCAUCUCGAUCUCAGGCCAGGACCAUACCCUGCAGCUAGACUGUAAGGGGGAGGGCACUGGAACCCCUAACCGGCCCCCUUCUCUGGGCCGUUCCACUAAGCCCAGACCCUCUAUCAUCAGCUCAGGACUUCCAGAGGAGCCAGACCAGACACAGGUGGCCAGCCCAGGAGAAGUGUUCCAGUCGGGCCACUCUCGCAACUCCAGCUACGCCAGCCAGCUGAGCAGGAUCUCAGGAUAUAGCACAGAGCACUCCUAUUCCUCCAGUCUGUCUGACCUCACUCACCGGAGGAACACCUCCACAGGAAGCAGCACCUCUGGGGGCCUGAGUGUGACCGUAGACACCCCCCCAGAGGGGGAGAGGGACAUCUGCCGGCCAGAGAGACCCCCUCGCCCCCCAUGGCCCAUCCUGCCAUCCAACAGACCCCCCAGGAGGAAGCAGGAUUCUGUGGAGAGCCAUCCCUCCUGGGUGAAUGACACCCGCAUCGAUGCUGACGAUAUAGUUGAAAAGAUCGUCCAGAGCCAGAACUUUGGUGACAUAAGUAACACUGAAGACAGUAACCUGCGACUGUUUGUCAGUAGAGACGGGACCACUUCCCUGAAUGGGCUACGGCUUGGAAACAGGGUGUCCGCCGGUGUCUAUGAGCCUGUUGUGAUUGAGAGCCAUUAGGACUGGUGAAGAUGUGAGUUUGAGUUGAGGCCUCUGUGGUGAAGCUUGUGGACUAACUGUAGAAACAUAUGGUAGUCAUCCUGGAGCACCAGCUCAGCUGGUUGCCAUGAGAGGAUGACCGUACCGCACAGUUCUCAUGUUUAGUUGUGGGUCUGUUUACCCUAUGGGGUUUGAUUGAUUGUAAACUGUUCUGUUUUUGUCUGGUAAUUUUGCACUUUAUUUCUAAUGUGUUGUUGUACUCCCAGAAGAUGUGGCUUAAGUCUGAUCUCAGUUCAGCUGUAUGUUGUUACAGUCUCUUUGUUUCCAUGGUAAAUGUCUUGUCCUGUUGAUCAGGAAGUGACAUCAUGCAUCUAACUCUAUCCUCAGCCUUUCCACAAAUAUUGGGAAAUAACGAUCCGACAAAUGUAAUACUGUAAAGAAAAUACCCAAUACACAUUGUAUACGCUACUUUAGAAUGUAUUUUUCUCAUACAUGACCCAAAGCACCAGAUAAUCUCUGUGAUGACAGUACUAGUCACUAUUGGAGGAGAGCUGGUGAUGGAGAAGAGGGAAAGUCCUCAGCAGUCUGAUUGUGGUUUAAGUCCCAUUUAGAUUGUAGUACUCUGGCGCCCCCUUGUGAAGAAAUGGCUUGCUGAGGGAUCAGUCUGAUUUUCAACAAUGUCCCCAAAAAACUGAUAGCUUCUAGCCUGUCUAGUUAGUGUUUACAGAUCUCAAGGAACUGAGUAGGUGUAGUAAUAUGGGGGAAGUUUUAUAUGCUAUAAGUUCUAAACCCAUUAGAUGGCUAUUUGGUGCUGUCUGAUUCUCUUAGAUCUGCAAACACCAAAGGGGUAAGAAGCUAGGGGUCAGACUUGGCAAUACAUAUUCAGCAGUCUUUUACACUGGCAGAUGUCUUCAAACAUUAUCUUAUGAAGGAUCAUCCAUCAUUUGUUUGUGUUUUUCCAACCAGCUUGCUGGUUUGUUAGAUUUUUUAUGGAAUUUAUCGAGCAUUACAGAGGUUUGCAAGGUUCCCUGUUUUAUUAUGUUUUAUAUAUUUACAUUCUCAAUAAUGUUGAAAAAUGCAGAACAAAUUGUUUUCCUGAAUAUCUGAAUGUAAACUGUGAUUGACUUUUUCUAUCCUAUUUGACUAAUAGAGCUGUUGUUAUGGACUGAAUGCUUGGAGGUUCGAUACACUUGUUCAGAGUUAACAUUUUGCAAUGUCCUGAUAACUAUUAUCUAUCAGUUGUCUGCCUAUGAAUGCCUUAAAUGAGAUUCUGUAUAUAUUGCUGUGCAUUAUCUACAAAAUAUCAGUUAACACAUGGGCUUAUAUUGACCACAGCUGGGUUUACAUUGGAUGGUCUCAGGUGAUGUGUCACGUUCAUUGCGACAGCACUUUAGAUUGAACUUUUUAAAAAACAAACACUUUCCUGUGUUUGAAGAGGGGUUUAAGCUAUACACACAACCCCAGUGUCUUACACAUAAAUUAACAUUUUGUCUAAUCUUUUUCAUAAUAUUAUUUUUACAAAAAUUAAUUAAUCUUAGAUUAUCAUUUUAACAAAUGCACAUGUAUACUAGACUAAAAAUAUCAGUAAUCUUGGUCUAUUUUUGUGAUCCUCCCUAAAUGUUUUAUUAACA
Molecule: messenger RNA, 3060 nt
Organism: Coregonus clupeaformis (lake whitefish)
Lineage: Eukaryota; Metazoa; Chordata; Actinopteri; Salmoniformes; Salmonidae
Gene: eeig1a
Product: family with sequence similarity 102 member Aa
Exons: 12
Coding region: 302-1450 (382 amino acids)
Source: RefSeq, a predicted model, not a curated record